CGCAGAUAAAAACUUAUUUUCACGCCGAUAAAAACAAAACUACGUUUGAAAAUGGAUCUUAAGAGUUUAAAGGCAGAAAUUGAACGUAAAAAGCGACAAUUGGAGUUAAACAAAGAUAUAAUGGCACCAAACAAAAAGUAUUUUAAACGUGGGGAUCUGGCAGCAAAACAAGAAGAUGAAUAUUGGAAAAAACAUCAUCAGCUUAAAGAAGACCAGCAAUCCUCAUCACAGACUGUAGUUAAAAAAGAAGAGAGCAAAACAAAAGAUGAAGAUGAGAAAGUACCACAGCUUCCCAGGAAAGAGGUGAUACGGCGUUUAAGAGAACGUAAUGAACCAAUACGACUGUUUGGGGAGAAUGACUAUGAGACAUUUCAGAGACUUAAGAAGCUGGAGAUGCUUGAACCAGAAAUCAAAAAGGGUGAAGGUUAUGAAAAUGAUUUCAAGGCUGCUAUGGACAGAGUUGAUCAGGAAUUCAUCAAUGAGAUUAUCAACGCUGGCUCGGGACAGUCCUCAAACAAUGUGGCUGUGAGGGAUGAUGGAACUACAGAGGAAGACAUCAAGAAAAUGAGUGAUGAAAUUGGGAAAAAUGGCAGCGACAGAGAUCAAGAAAUUAUCUUGCGUUUUUUAAAGUUCAUUUUGAAGAAGUGGGGCGAUGAUCUUAACUUUCGAGACGAAGAAAACAAAAGAUCAAGGACUGGGAAAGAGGCUAGUGCCAUCCACGCACAGACAGUGUCCUACCUCAAACCUCUGUUUAGGAGCCUCAAACAUAAGACAAUCGAUGAAGAUAUUUUAGAAUGCCUGGUGGACAUUUUAAAAUUCCUAAUGGACAGAGAGUAUAUCAAGGCAAAUGACGCAUACCUAGAAAUGGCAAUCGGCAACGCUCCUUGGCCCAUUGGGGUAACUAUGGUCGGUAUCCACGCACGUACAGGUCGAGAAAAAAUCUCCUCCAGGAAUGUGGCUCAUGUGCUGAACGAUGAAACACAAAGAAAAUAUAUCCAGGCACUGAAGAGACUGAUGACACAGAGCCAGAGAAUAUUUCCCACAGACCCGUCACGAAGUGUAGACUACAAAAAAGAUCUGAGUGUAUGACAGAGACUAUUUCCCUACAAACUCAGUCAAUAUUAAAAAAUGUGCAGAUCAGUCAUGAAAAUUGGAAUACAAAAACCAUCCUGCCUAUGCCAUGGAAGAUUCCCUCAGAUCAGUCAUGAAAAGUGGAUUACAAAAACUAUCCUGCCUAUGACCUGGAAUAUUCCUCAGAUCAGUCAUGAAAAGUGAAUUACAAGAACUGUUGUAAUUCAAUAACAAAGAAUAUUCCUCCAGAUUAAUCAUGAAGCGUGAAUUACAAAACUUAACGGGAUUGUAUAGCAAUAUAUAGCAAGAUCUGUCGUAAAGUGUGUGUGAAUUACAAAAGCUACAGGUACUCUACGACAAGAAAUAUUCCCCUGGAUCCUAUUGAAGAGUGGAUUACAAAAACUUUCAUAUAUGACAAAAAUAUUCCCACAAUAUUCCUACUGAGAAUUGUGGAUAACAAACAUAUAGGACUCUUUUUACCAUGUAUAUGUACAAAACAAAUAUCAUUAGGGUGGAUUACAAACAUAUUGGACUCUUUUACAGUGAAUAUUUCAAAAACAAAUAUCAUUAAGGGUGGAUUACAAACAUAUAGGACUCUUUUUACAGUGUAUAUGUACAAAACAUCAUAUCAUUACAAUAUCAUAAAGUGUUCGUUUUGACAGUAUAUAUUAACCCCUCAGAAUCAGGAAUUUGAACAAAAUCGUCACAUACCAAUCAGGCAUAUAAAAUAUGGAUAGCAAAAAUUAUUGGAUAAAGGCAUAUUCAGAAAUUGAUCUUAAGUCUGAAUGGGUAAAAAAAAUAUUGGCCACAAAACUGGUAAUUGUUUUAAGCUACACUAUUUAUAGCAUUGAAUUAUGUAUGUACACAUGCUUCAUGUAACUAAUAAACUAGUCAAAAGACUUUCGUAAC
Messenger RNA from Pecten maximus, 1980 nucleotides. Its product is annotated as pre-mRNA-splicing factor 18-like. The transcript has 10 exons. NCBI's taxonomy places the organism in Eukaryota, Metazoa, Mollusca, Bivalvia, Pectinida, Pectinidae. Gene Ontology annotation, biological process: RNA splicing; generation of catalytic spliceosome for second transesterification step. Gene Ontology annotation, cellular component: U2-type post-spliceosomal complex; U4/U6 x U5 tri-snRNP complex; U5 snRNP. The coding region runs from base 52 to 1089 and encodes 345 amino acids. The record is from RefSeq and is a predicted model, not a curated record.